CGACCCCCCCUCCUCCUGCUACAUCAGCCCUCUCCAAGAAAACAAAAUGGCGGAGCUCCUAAGCGUGCAAGUGCCCAGCCGGCGCGGGUUGGGCGGCUAUGCGGAAUUCCACAAGGAGGGCGCCACCACGCCUAUGAUGGGCUCGCCGGCCGCCCAUGCGCCUUAUCUCAACUCGGCUCUCACCCACGCCCGCAUCAGCAACGACCUACGUAAGAAGGUGGUCAACGGGGCCAGCGCCGGGGUCAUCAUGUCCCACCUUCCCAAACGACCCCCUGUGGACAUCGAGUUCUCUGACCUGUCUUACUCCGUCCCGGAAGGCAGGAAUAGAGGCUACAAGACCAUCCUGAAGGGCGUGAGCGGGAAAUUCAAAUCCGGUCGCUUAACUGCCAUCAUGGGACCGUCAGGAGCUGGGAAGUCGACGCUGAUGAAUAUCACUGCAGGAUACAGGAUUAGCAACGUGGUAGGAACCAUCACAGUGAACGGGCGAGAGCGGAACCUCCGCAAAUUCCGCAAGAUGUCGUGCUACAUCAUGCAGGACGACCACCUCCACCCCCACCUGUCAGUUAUUGAGUCCAUGACCAUCUCUGCGAAUCUCAAACUUGGCGACCGUAUGAAGAGACAACAGAAGGAGGAAGUUGUGAAUGAAAUCCUAGAGACACUGAACCUUACAGAAUGCCGUGACACCCGUGCCAUAAGCUUGUCAGGAGGUCAAAGGAAGAGACUGUCAAUUGCCCUUGAGUUGGUCAAUAAUCCACCUGUCAUGUUCUUUGAUGAGCCCACAAGUGGUCUGGACAGCAGUAGCAGCUUCCAGUGCAUCAACCUGCUCAAGACGUUAGCCCAAGGUGGCCGCACCAUCAUCUGCACCAUCCACCAGCCUUCGGCCAAGCUCUUUGAGAAGUUUGACUACCUGUAUGCCCUGGCAGAAGGACAGUGCAUCUACCGAGGAGCUAUCCAUGGGCUCAUACCUUUCCUGGCAGCUAUGGGCUUGGAGUGUCCGUCAUACCAUAAUCCUGCAGAUUUCUUGAUGGAAGUUGCAUGCGGAGAGUAUGGAGAAUUUACUCACAAGUUGACAACAGCAGUCAGAUGUGGGAAGUGUGAUAACCUCGGCCCAGACAACCACCUUGGAGUCCGAGCCAAACAGCAUGUCAUAGCCCGUGAGCCAGAUGACCACAGAGAGGCAGGAGGCGGCGGAGACCCAUUGAACAGAGGUGGUGGUGGAGGUGAUAAUAGGACAGGUGAGACGAGAGUCAAUCUCUCCUCCACACGACACUCACUUCUUGCCUCUGAGGAUGAGAGCAUCGAUGACAUCCCCAAUUCAUUCCCUACUUCUGGAUGGAAGCAAUUCGUCAUUCUUUUCAAGCGCACAUUCCUUUCUAUCAUUAGGGAUGGGAUGUUGACCAAGAUGCGUAUCUGCUCACAUACACUCAUUGGUCUGCUGAUUGGACUCCUCUACUAUAACAUCGGAAAUGAGGCAGGCAAAGUGUUCAACAACUCUGGAUGUCUGUUCUUCUGUAUGUUAUUCCUGAUGUUCACCGCAAUGAUGCCAACCAUUCUCACUUUCCCUCUCGAGAUGAACGUCUUCAUACGAGAACAUUUGAAUUACUGGUAUUCCCUGAAGUCAUACUACUUAGCCAAGACAAUGGCUGACAUGCCCUUCCAGGUGAUCUAUCCAUUACUGUACGUGUUACUGGUGUACUUUUUGACUGACCAACCCCUAGAGGCGCAUAGGUUCUUCAUGUUCACCACAAUGUGUAUCAUGACAUCACUAGUGGCACAGUCUCUCGGCCUGGCCAUUGGUGCUUGUAUGAAUAUACAGGGUGCUGUGUUCCUGGGUCCUAUAUCAUCCAUUCCUGUGUUGCUCUUCUCGGGAUUCUUUGCUAAUUUCUCAACCAUUCCAAUAUAUCUAAGGUGGAUAACCUAUAUAUCUUAUGUAAGGUACGGGUUUGAAGGGACACUCCUCAGCAUAUACGGGUUUGACAGAAAGCCGCUACAUUGCUCGGAGGCUUAUUGCCACUACAAGUCUCCCAAAAAGUUUCUAGAAGAGAUGGACAUAGUGGGCGCAGAGUUCUGGAUAGACUUCCUAGUGCUCUUCUCGUUUUUCAUCAUCCUUCGAACAAUUGGCUACUUUGUGCUCAGGUGGAAACUUAAGGCUGAACGCUAGUGGAAAUUCCAUGUUUAUAUAUAUACAUAAAUAUAUAUUUAUCACCCUAACUUUAAUUUUUAUAUACAGUAAAAGUGUUUUUUUCUGUGAAGUAUAUUAAAAUACGAUUUUUUCAUCAUCACUGUACUACAAGCUAGUUUGCUCUUCACAAGAGUUCUAUAAGAGUAUAGUGGCAUGCAGUGUCCACUUUGGUGCCUGAUGUAGUUGCAACCUCAAAGACUGGAUGAAUGUGGCUAAAGUGGACAAGUGAAGUCUUUCAAGUGUAUCAUUUAAGAGUAAGGAGAAAGACUGGAAAGAAGGUGCAAGUGAAACCACUUAUGGAAUGGAAAAUAUUAUAUGAAAGGAAGAAUUGUCAGUGAGGGGCAACUAAAGGAACACAUAGAAGUGAUAUAGUGAAGGUCUUCCAAGUGAAGGUGUAAUGAGGCACAGGUAUAUGUAACUGAGACUGAGGACUUCACAUGCACCACACUUGCUCUAAUGAUACCCACACAACACAUUAAUGGUCUAAAGUCACAUACCAGCAUCAGGAGGUGUCAACUAGAAAAGGAGGAAAAAACGCAGCCUAGUUGUUAUGAUACAGCGCGUCACCCUACAUUUAACGCAGGCUUGAUAUGAAAAAUAAUUCAAAAUACUCCUCUUUCAUAUGUUUAAUAAGCAUUGAACCUCAGGGUAAAGGAAACAAGUGAAUGCUUACUAUAAGUGUCCAGAAAUAUUUAUGAAGGAGUCACAUAUGGGUGCAAGUUUAGCUCAGUAAGCCACGCAAUUUACCCCACUUGUACGUGUGGUCUCUGUAAGGUAAUAUGAAAUGCAUGUUAAGCUGUAUUUUAAUCUUAUCAGCAUGGUUCAGCACCAAAUUCAAAUAAUUGAUUUUCCUUUUUUUUUUUUUUUUUUUUUUCUUUUCAACAAAUAUAAACUUUGUUCUCAAGUUAUCAAAUGUCUUGGAAGUAAUGCAAGAAAUUCUUUCUUGUGAUUAGCACAACAAAGAUAGGAUAUAAACAUAUUUAACAAAUUCUAAAUAAACAAGAAAAAAAAAAAGAAAAAAAAAAGAUGCACCAAUUUCAUGUUUACAUUAUUUUCACAGAAAUGAGUAAGAAGUACACUAGGUGCAUUUGCUCAACCACUAAGACUUUUUAAAAUAUCAUUAACAUCAGAGAAAAUUAUUAGUCAUGGAGUUGUAGAGUUAUUUAAAUGCACUAAAACAUUCAGACUUCUCAGUCUUAUUUUUGUCAGCAUUUUAUCUCUUUUUCCCAUCAAACCAGUGAUUUUGAGAAAGUUUACAAGUACUUUUAGGCUAAACAAUUUUUUUUUGUGAUAGUAAUGGUGAUAAUACAUCAUAGCUUGUAUUUAACGAGAAUAUUAGGUUAACGUGUAGUUGUGCCUGAGAGUAAAAAGGGCACAAUGUACAGCAGUGCCAUAAUGCAAGUCCUUUUUAGUAAUACAGAAUAAGAAUUUAAAAAAGACAAAAACACAAAAAAAGCAUUGAUUUUUUAUAUAUAUAAAUAUAUAGAAUUGUACACAGUGAUCUGCAAAAUAGAAUCAAAUAACCAAAGGAAGCAUUUCAGGAAAAGGCAAGGGGAAUCUAAAUAAAAUAAAAAAAAAUAAAAAAAAGAAAGAAAAAAAAAACAUGAAAGAGCACUAUAAAGUGAACUUCAGGUACAUGAUGGUAUUAAGUGCCCAAACCAAGCCCUUGAGAGGAGAGCAUCUCUCGACCUGAGGCUUGUCUUCCGUUUUUGUUGAUCCACUGCUUCAAAUUUAGGCAGUUUGUGAGCUUAACUAGUAACAUUGGGCAUUUUUUUUUCUUCUUCUGCAGAUGUGUCUCUGUAGUACUUUUGAUUACUGCAUUCCCCUUCUUGUUGAUAAUGAGUAAAAUACAUACUCGUAGACUUUAUAGUUGUAUCAAAAUUAGGUAGUAUCAGUCAUAGGCACUUUCUUCUUAUUGACAUAAUAUGAUUACAUUUUUUUUCUCCAUCUGCAAUCUUUUUAGGAGCCUCUAAACUCUGAAUAUUUUUAUAUCAGAGGGUUAAUGGUAUUGCUGUAGCUGUGAUUUGCCAACAUUUUGGGUAUUUGCCAAGCAUAUUGUUUAUAACACCUAACAUGGGUGAAAUAUUACAAGUUGUGAUUAUUGUACAACACUUAAAAAAAAGCAUUUAUAAAAAUAAUGAACAUUUAAGUAAACUGCCUUUCUUGAAUUGGA
Messenger RNA from Penaeus vannamei (Pacific white shrimp), 4355 nucleotides. The record is from RefSeq and is a predicted model, not a curated record. NCBI's taxonomy places the organism in Eukaryota, Metazoa, Arthropoda, Malacostraca, Decapoda, Penaeidae.